Grosmannia clavigera kw1407 is the source of this 285-nucleotide messenger RNA. RefSeq names its product cytochrome c oxidase assembly protein. Gene Ontology annotation, biological process: mitochondrial respiratory chain complex IV assembly. NCBI's taxonomy places the organism in Eukaryota, Fungi, Ascomycota, Sordariomycetes, Ophiostomatales, Ophiostomataceae. Bases 1 to 285 code for a protein of 94 amino acids. Gene Ontology annotation, cellular component: mitochondrial intermembrane space. The record is from RefSeq and is a predicted model, not a curated record. The transcript has 4 exons.
AUGAGCGCUUUCGGGGGGCCGGGUGGUGGACUCGCAACGCAAAAGCCAAUCCCCUUUCCGCUGGACCAUGAAGGCGAAUGCAAAAAGGUCAUGAUGGACUACCUCGGCUGCAUCAAAAAGGUCAAGGGCAUGAACGACAACGAGUGCCGCAACAUUGCAAAGUCCUAUUUGUCCUGCCGAAUGGACAGGAAUCUCAUGGCGAGGGACGAGUUCAAGAAUCUGGGCUUCAAAGAUGACACCGAGACCAAGGAGGUCGAAAAGAGGCCAGGAGAGCUGCGAUGGUAG